Molecule: messenger RNA, 1124 nt
Organism: Cajanus cajan (pigeon pea)
Lineage: Eukaryota; Viridiplantae; Streptophyta; Magnoliopsida; Fabales; Fabaceae
Gene: CXIP2
Product: CAX-interacting protein 2
Cellular component (GO): mitochondrial matrix
Source: RefSeq, a predicted model, not a curated record
CGCAAAACAGAUAGCUUCUUCUUUCUCCCACACUAUCGCGAUCGUUCAUCAAUGGCUACCCUCAACCUCUCUUCUUUGCAAUCUCUCUCCUUUCAUCGUUUAUCCUCUUCUAUUCCCCAAAAUACCCCUACCCUUUCCUUCAAUUUCCAACCAAAACCCUCCGCGAACCGGCGCCCAAUUUCUCUGAAACCCUACCCUUCAGAGAAGCCUCGCGCACGUGUGGUGGCGCUGGCCGUGAAGGGCCUCGGAGAAACGGAGGCGGUGGCGGUGUCUCCGGAAAACGACGAUCCCGCCGGAGAAUUGCCGUCGGGCUCCGGCGUUUACGCCGUGUACGACAAGAACGGCGAGGUUCAGUUCAUUGGGUUGUCGCGAAACAUUGCGGCGAGCGUUUCGGUGCACUGGAAAUCGGUGCCGGAGCUGUGCGGUUCCAUUAAGGCCGGGAUAGUGGAUGAACCAGACAGAGAAGCUCUAACCCAAGCAUGGAAGUCUUGGAUGGAAGAAUACAUAAAAGUCAGUGGAAAAAUUCCACCUGGCAAUGAAUCAGGAAAUGCCACUUGGGUGAGGCAGCCACCUAAAAGGAAGCCUGAUCUUCGAUUAACACCUGGUCGCCACAUGCAAUUAACUGUCCCCCUUGAAAAUCUCAUUGACACGUUGGUGAAACAGAACAAGGUAGUUGCAUUCAUUAAGGGUUCCAGAAGUGCACCACUAUGUGGAUUCUCACAGAGGGUGAUAGCCAUUCUUGAAAAAGAAGGAGUAGAUUAUGAGAGUGUAAAUGUUCUGGAUGAAGAGUAUAACUACGGAUUGAGGGAAACACUUAAAAAGUACAGCAACUGGCCCACAUUCCCUCAGAUCUUUUUGGACGGUGAACUGGUUGGGGGUUGUGAUAUUUUGACCUCCAUGUAUGAGAAAGGUGAACUGGCUAGCGUGUUCAAAAAAUAGUUGUGCAUGUUUUGCAUUUUCUUUUGAACCGACGAGAUGUAGGAGUAGAAACUGGGGGAGUAAGGGAAGCUUAUUUUCAUGCUUUGUUGUAUUAAUAAAUCUUUUAGAUUUAUGGGGGUAAAAUUAAAAAAGGAAAAUUAGUUAUGUAUAUUUGAUUUUUAUCAUAGGAGUUUGAAAGAUUAAUC